AAAAAAAUAAUUGCAAACCGUCAGCUCUCGAUCGCACAUUAACGUUCAUACAUGUAGCUACUCAUUGCACGCGGGCGGUGGAAAGACUAUUCAAAACACGGAUUGGUGGUAUUCAUUUAAGAGCUCGCUAUCAUUACCAAUAAUGCAUUAGAAGUCAAGCGUUAUGGAUUCACCAGGAGUAUCUUUCUCGCAAUUUUGGAUUCAAAACUACGAACUAACUAACUAGACUUGUCAUUACCCUUCUCAUGAGUGAAGUCAUAUUGAUGUUGUGUAGAGACAUGAAAAUUUCCAUUUACGGAUCAGUCACAGCAAAUUUUACAGUGUAUGGGCGUGUACACUUUCAGAAGUUCUGUUUACACUAAAUAGCCUUAGGACAAAACAAAGGUUUGACUUUUCUAACCUGCUGCCUUGGAUGUUAUAGAUCAGGAUGUAUAUAUUUCCAAUGAAGAUGGCAGAACGGUGGCCUAGGACUUACAUGAAGUUGGUAUUUUAUUUGAUUGUAGUCAUUUCAGGAUUCUCCAGAUUUACUCAUGCAGCAGAUGGCGAUGUGAGGUUAAGAGGAGGGGCAGGAAAUUCAGGUCGGGUUGAGGUGAGGAGCAACACCACUUGGGGAACCGUGUGCAUUGAUGGAUUCAACAAAGACAGUGCUGACGUCGUGUGCAGACAACUUGGGUUUCGAGGUGGUGCUCUUAGGGUUGAUCCGGUGGGUGAAUUCAGUUUCACGUCAGUCGACACAUCGCUCGAUAUCAUCCUCUUCAAUGCUAGCUGCGUCGGUAAUGAGAACAACCUCGCAGAUUGCUCCGAUGUCAGGUGGUCGGAUGGAACAUGUCAAUCAAACAGACCCGCUGCAGUGUUCUGCGCACUUCCUUACUACGAGGGAUGCUUUGAGAGUGGCUCAGCGAGUGGUAUAGCAGACAAUUCUCAAACUCUUGAAGACCUAAUUGGCUUGUGCAGAAUAUUCCAAAAUGCAUAUGCUGGCUCUUCGCAGGAGGGUGGAGACAAAAAUCGUUGUGGAAAUAAUUUGUCAGAUUUCGGUUCUCUUGUUGAUGACUCUCUUUGCACUGAAGUGUGUGUGAACGAUCCAUUCCAACUGUGUGGUGGAACAGGGAACUACCGCGUUGUCUAUUCAACUCGGCUUGGUUCGGAGGGGUUCGCUUUGACUGGGAACAGCGGUUCACUGACGUCAUACAACUACCCAGGUGUAUACGUUUCUAAUGACCGCCAGGAAUGGACAGUCACGCUUAAUUCUACUCAACAGGUUCAAAUCGAAUUUUCCGCCUUCGACAUAGGUGCUGGUGACGUCAUCACAAUCUCCGCAGGAGGGAUGAAUGAAACCUUCACCACAUGGCGAACGUGGAUAACCGACCCGGUUUCAUCAUUUACGAUUUGGUUUGAAAGUGCUUCUCAGGGAAAUGGUUUCAUUCUUAAUUAUGAUGUCUACAUUUCAAAGACGCCUACCACCGAGGUACCAUCGACCACUCAAGACACACCAACCACACAACCGCCGACAACAACCGAUGCUGCAACACCAAGCCAAGACACGGCUACCACUGACUUUACCACCCCGAUACCCGAUACACCAUCUCAACAACCACCAUCAACACCAAUGACAACAGUGCAACAGCCUACCACCCUGGAGGAAACGACAGCCCCAGUUUCAAACGACUCCUGUCCGGAUUAUUUUGGUGACAUCGAGACAUCGUGGUUGAGCAGAGAUGUCGCCGAAAUCCUUGUUCUCAACACUGGACGACCCUUACCUUGCCAUGGCGCCAUCGCACGCAUCUCCUUCUACGCAGCAACGGUCAACGAUAUUACAGUCAGCGUAUGGAGACGCGCAUCCGGGAAUGCGCUCCAACUGGUUGACAUGACGCUGGUGACCCCCGAAAGAAGUGCAGCAUUUGUGUCUGCCUUGCUACCUCGUACCCUCGGUUUUGCCCAAGGGGAUCUCCUAGGCUUUUCCUCAGAGGACCUAUCACCAAUGGUUUACUCGGAAAGUGCUGCUCAGGCAACGGAACAUACCAUAUACCCUUUCUCCAGCCUUGGGAAUUAUCCAGGAUUGCAGGAUGGCACGACCUUAGAGGUGGCUAACUCAUCAGGGGUUCUUGUUUCAAACAGAGUGUAUUCCUGGAGGGUGACGAUUGAGGAUCGAGAAUGUAUUUACCCCACUUUGCCAAACGGUGCCAUUUCCCCGCCUGGAAAUACGGCGUUCCUCGGCGACGAGAUCACGAUAACUUGCAAUGCAGGAUACGAAGCGCCAUUCGACACAGCGGUAUGCAAAGCCGACGGAACGUUCACAAAUCCUGUACAGUGCAACAUUGUGUUCGUCCCGUUCGAUGGACUAACUUUAACCCAUUUCAUUAUUCUUCUCGUUGGUAUUGGGGUGCUGUUCUUACUGGUGGUAUUCGGCUCAUGCUUCUACAUAUUUUGUUCUGGACGUUCCAAAGGUGCUAAGGCAGAAAGGGAUAUCGCCGAUGGUGCAGCUGGAGGAGGCGAAUCUUACCUAAUCCCUAUGGGCAUGCCACCAAGUAAUGGCCAUGGAAAAAAGAAUGGCAUCGAAAAUACAUCAUUCGUCAACGAAGUCCCGCGCGACAUCGAAAAUGGUAACGUAGCGCCCGCCGACCCGAACACGAAUAGGAUGGUGAACAUUGAAAUGCCGGAAGAAGAGCCUCCGCAGGUUCCGGAGUCGAGUCCUCCUGAGAUGCCAAAGGAGCCCAUCGAAUCUCCGGCGCUUGCUGAUGACAUGCCCAAUGGAUCUGAAGGGCCCGAUGAGCAAACGACGACUCCAGAAAUACCAGAACCUGAUUAUGACGAUGAACCUAUUCCACCUCCACCUACAAGUCCACCACCGCCUCCUCCGCCGGAGUUCGAAGACGCGUUUAUGCCUCAGUCGCCGACCUUUCCGCCUUUACCUACACCUGUUCGUACGCAGUAUAAAAUGUAUUCGCCCCCAGUAUCGCCAACCUUUCCUCUGCCACCUACACCUCUUCAUUUACGUUAUGACCAGGAAUCAGUGUCAUCAUACAGCUCGCCUCCAUCUAAUGUAACUACCGGGAACUCAAAUGGUCCUCCCGUUGUCCCCGCCCCUCCACCACCGCCACCACUUCCACCGUCAUUACUCUGAACCCAGUGGAUGAUUCGAAUGCUGAACAACCCUCUUCUGUUCUCCCAAAUGAGGAAGUUCUUUACUAAAGUUGAUCAUAACCCAUUAA
Molecule: messenger RNA, 3209 nt
Organism: Lytechinus variegatus (green sea urchin)
Lineage: Eukaryota; Metazoa; Echinodermata; Echinoidea; Temnopleuroida; Toxopneustidae
Exons: 16
Coding region: 428-3121 (897 amino acids)
Cellular component (GO): membrane
Source: RefSeq, a predicted model, not a curated record